Messenger RNA from Lactuca sativa (garden lettuce), 1598 nucleotides. RefSeq lists its product as uncharacterized. Gene Ontology annotation, molecular function: transcription cis-regulatory region binding. Lineage: Eukaryota; Viridiplantae; Streptophyta; Magnoliopsida; Asterales; Asteraceae. The record is from RefSeq and is a predicted model, not a curated record. Gene Ontology annotation, biological process: cell adhesion; ossification. Gene Ontology annotation, cellular component: extracellular region; nucleus.
AGAAUAUAUGAAGUCCAUUCGGACCGUCCACAGUGGAUGAGACCCACAUCUAAUGCGGGUAGGGCCCAUAUACCCGGAACAUUACAGCCUCGCGGCCUACAAUAUAAAUCCCUUCCCGAUGCACACUGUCCACUUUCUUAAUUUCUUGCAUAUCCCCAAACCACAAUCAAAUUUCUAUUCUCUGAUUUCACAUACAGGUUGAAUCUAGGGUUUCUAUCCGGGUAUUUAUGUUUCUUGAUCCGUGUCUGGUCGAAGAAAAAUCCCAAAUUUGCUCUUUCCCUGUAUAGAAUUUCAUUAAAUCGAGUUUAAUUCUCGCUGAAUACUUGGAGCUGUUAUCGCUUGAUGGCUGACACUCAGGAAGAUUCUAAGUACAGGCCCAAUUAUGGCUUGAAUCAAGGUUUCACACAGUCUCAGAUUGUUGGAAAGUAUGCUGACGAGGAUGACGAUGAAGCAGAAGAAGAUGAUGAAGAACAAGAACACGAACAAGAAGAAACAGAUGUUGGUGAUAACGAAAUGAACGGUACUUCUACUCAGCAGAAUGGAAAUGAUAAUGAUCAUCAUCAUCAAUAUGAUGAUGAUGAUGAAGAUGAUGAUAACGAUGAUGAUGAUGAUGAUGAUGGUGAUGAUAAUACCAGAAGAAUGACCAGUGUUAACCUCCAAAGACAUCCAAAGAAGCGGAAAUUGAAGAGCUUGUUAUCAAGUUUUGAAUUUUCACCUCGAGUGGCACCUCCAUCAUCAGUGGCCCCACCAAAACCAUCAUUUGGUGGAAGAAACACACUUACAGAUUGGAGUGAACACGAGACAUUUGUGUUACUAGAUGCAUGGGGGGAAAGGUUUCUUCAAUGUGGAAGAAAGAGUUUAAGGUCUGAAGAAUGGCAAGAAGUUGCAGACAGAGUUUCUCAAGAGUCAAAGAUAGAAAGAACAGACUCUCAAUGUAGAAACCGUUUGGAUACAUUGAAGAAGAAGUACAAAAAGGAGAAAGCUAGUUUAACAGGAAGCAGAGGUGUAAAUACUAAAUGGGUAUAUUUUAAAAAGAUGGAUAUGUUAUUAUCAGGGGAGAAUGCUUACAUGAACCCUAAUGAUAAUCUAAAUCCUGCAAAUGGGGUUGAUGAUAUGAGGGAUAGUGGUGGGAAUUCAGAUUCUCAAGAGGGUGAUGAUGAUUCCGAUUUGCUUCCGCCCAAGAAAUUGAAAUUUAAAGGCGGCGGUGGUGGUGGAGGUGGAGGAUCAUUCAGAUUGCUUGCGGAAUCGAUUAACAAAUUUAGUGAGAUAUAUGAGAAGAUUGAAAAUGGAAAGAUACAGCAGAUGAUAGAGUUGGAGAAGAUGAGGAUGGAUUUUCAUAAGGAUUUGGAAAUGCAGAAAAGGAAGAUUCUUGAUAGAGCACAAGCUGAGAUUACAAAAGUAAGACAAGGAGAUUAUGAAGAAAAUGAUGGAUCUGCUGAAAAUGUUAGCGGGUAAUGUAUCUUUUUAAUUAUUAACUAGAUUUUAAUUUUAUUAUUGUUAAUGUUAGUAUAUUGACUUGUUGUGUAAUAUUGAGGAUGCAAACUCUGAUGAGAUUGUUCUCUAUGCAAUAAAUGGAUGUAUUAUUAGUUGCCAUACAA